Molecule: messenger RNA, 1119 nt
Organism: Erpetoichthys calabaricus (reedfish)
Lineage: Eukaryota; Metazoa; Chordata; Cladistia; Polypteriformes; Polypteridae
Gene: card19
Product: caspase recruitment domain family, member 19
Exons: 6
Coding region: 130-687 (185 amino acids)
Biological process (GO): regulation of apoptotic process
Cellular component (GO): mitochondrion
Source: RefSeq, a predicted model, not a curated record
GGGCGUCUCUGAAACAUGACUCCGGUUCAGUCUGGCCGCCAUCAUGAUAAGGUCGCCGAAGUGAGGAAGUUGGGACGCAAGAGUCCGUGAGCAGUAUAUCACAGUAGAACAAAAUAUUACCAAACAGAAAUGUCAGAUAGUUACAGAGAUCAGCUGCUGCUAGAUGCCUUGUUCCUGAAGCAAGAACAACAUUUAAGUACUGAUCUACUUGAUAAGCUGGUUCUGCAGCUUAAUAGGAUCUACCCUCAAAUUUUAACAGACAAGGAAGCACACAAGUUCCGUAGCUUAAAGUUUGCAACCAAUAAAAGGCUGGCAGAGUUGCUUGAUUUCUUGCCAAACAAAGGAGAAGAAGCUUGUCACGAAUUCUACCGUGCUUUGCAGAUCCAUGCAGAACACAUUUACCUCAACCUGCCUAGCAGAAGAACCAGGAGAGAUGCUGCUGAUAGCAAAGAAGUUAAAAUAUCAUCAAGCUUUGAGGAGAAAUGUGUGCUCAAUGAGAGAGGUCCAGUGUUCUACAUCACCUGCUUCAGUCUGGUUGCUGGACUGGCUAUUCUUUAUUACUGCAAUGAAGAGAACAAAACACUGGGAGAUGCAAAGCAGAUAUUAGCUUUUUCAGCUUUAGGCUUUGGCAGACGUGCAAAGGACCUCUUAAUAUCGUAUGCAGAGGACCAGUUUAAACAGAAAUAGCAGCACUCAUGCCACGUCUUUCAUGAUUCACGUCUACUGAAAAUGACAUGCUGACAAAAUACAAAUCCAAGAUGUCACCAAAACCAAAUUCAAACUGGACCUGAAAAGGCAGCAAUAAAAAACAAAGGAUCACUUUUAAGUGUACUUAUAUAUUUAUAUAUUGUAGCAUGUAAAUAGAACUAAUAGUUUUAUGUCACGUUUUUACUGCAUAAUAGACACCUUUGUGCCUUAUAUUCAUGACUUUGCACUUUUAUGCCUUUUUAUAUAUUGCUAUGCAUAUGUUUUUUUUAAAUUAAUAGUUAAAUGAUUUUAUGGUAUCUGUCAUUUGUUUUCCAACAGUGUGCACUGUUUUGUAUUACAAUGUAUGACUAUAUUUCUAUGACUCUUUUGGGCAUUGGGUAAAUUGUAUGCAGCUCUCACUUUGAAACCAAA